CUCUUUAGAGACAGGGAGUUUUAAUUCUGUAGGCUUGGGAAAUUUCGGACGUAGACUAUACGUCUCUAUCCGACAGGCCUUUCCCUAACAACGUUGAAUCAUCGUGCCGCUGAAGAUGCCCUAGCAUAAUUGCACAAAGAUGUUUUUCCGGGAUCUUCCUGAUAAUCUAAAUCCUGGUCGAAUUUCAUUGUCACCAGUGGGGGGCGUGGACGGCAUCAUCACGACAUGCGACGCAUGCGGCGAAUUCAGUCUUCGACGGGUGCUCGGGUCUUGCGGACACGUGUUCUGCUGGAGCUGUUGUAUCGUGAGAAAUAGUCCAGCGGGUCUGGAACUUCGAUGUUCUGAAUGCAAAAAGAAUUCGGCUUGCGAACGCGUGGAGUUGACAGAAAGUUUCCUUAGAGACAUGGCAUUUAUCUGCGGAUGCGGGCACGAGGGUAACUUAGCGCAAAUCAGGGAACAUCUUUGGACUUGCGAAACCGAUCAUUUUAUUAAAGACCCAUCGUCGGCGCCGUCAUCCUCUACUCCAAACCUAGCAGUUACGACUAACCAAACUUUCCAAGAUCAUGCGUCCCAAAUGGCAUUAAUUCCUGCAAAAUCAGUUGUGCCAGAUAGUACCCUAGCAGCGGCAAGAAAGGAAAAUUUGAUCAAGAUAAUUCAAGCAGAGUUAAAACCGCUUUGGAUGAUAUCCGCCCGAAUCGGAUUAGCAAAAACGAAAGCAUAUUUCUGUUUUGAAUUGCACAAGCUCAUGGAUGACUUUGUAUAUAAGAGGUUUACUCAGGAACACUCAACAUUGACGUGGGCAACUGGUGAAUACCCCGCUCAGGUUUAUUGCAAGAUCACCGUUGUCGCUGACAAACGCUAUUUGAGUGUUUUUUUCAAACCAAUUAACGACCCGCCAUCAUUCAGCGGCUGGCCAAUGAAGAAAAAAAUUAUUAUUGAACUGUACAAUAUCAAAGGAGAACCGGUGCAUAAAAAGAUGGCGGUGACAUUUGCCAAUAAUGAGCCGACAUGGGAUGGAUUUAUUCGUCCAUAUCAUCCCCAGGAGCUGGGUGGACACGGAUUUGAAAAAUUCUACGCCAUCGAUGACCUCUUGACUUAUGACCCUAGAAUCGUCGUUAAUGGAAAGGUGUGCCUAUCCGUCAAACUGGAAGAUCUAUAGAUAGGACUGAACGGAAUGCCGUCAGCGCCCGUUGAACUGAGUGGGUAGGCCAUUGAAGCCCAAUACGUUAUAGAGGCAUGUUCGAGUUAUCAUAUAGUUUUGCUACGCUUAUUGUUCCAAAAAUAUUUUUUUGUACAUGCCGGCUGUUACCCGUCAGUUGGCUGGUUGAUACAUGAAAGGUACACGUAAGUGAGGAUUUUUGUUUAGAUUUUGGAGCAUACGAUGUCUCAUCGGAUGAUUUAACAUUAUGAAUAAUAAACUCAA
Varroa destructor (honeybee mite) is the source of this 1423-nucleotide messenger RNA. RefSeq lists its product as uncharacterized. Lineage: Eukaryota; Metazoa; Arthropoda; Arachnida; Mesostigmata; Varroidae. The record is from RefSeq and is a predicted model, not a curated record. Gene Ontology annotation, molecular function: protein binding.